CUUCACCACUUUCCCAUUAUAGAUCACCACACAUAGAUAUAGGCGCCAGCGGGCACGCGCAUGCGCAAAGCGGGCACCCGCACACGGGCGCGCGCGCGCUAUGGAGUCUGUAACGCAGGAGGUUUGCCCUGACCCUCAUGUCAUGAAUAAUUCAGCAACCGACCCAGGAGCUGAGGCCUACCUAGAAUUUAUGAAGAAACACUGCUGUUACGACGCCAUUCCCACCAGCUGUAAGCUCGUUAUUUUUGACACGGCUCUGCAGGUAAAGAAAGCCUUUUUCGCGUUAGUGGCAAACGGUUUACGAGCAGCACCGCUAUGGGACAGCAAACUGCAGAGAUUUGUGGGUAUGCUGACCAUCACAGACUUCAUCAACAUUCUCCAUCGCUACUAUAAAUCCCCAAUGGUUCAAAUUUAUGAGCUAGAGGAUCACAAGAUUCAGACAUGGAGAGGUGAUUCAUUUCAAAACAUUUACCUGCAGUACUAUAAUCCGAGCCUCAUCAGCAUCACACCUGAAGCGAGCCUUUUCGAUGCCGUUUAUUCCUUACUGAAGCACAAAAUCCACCGUCUGCCUGUCAUCGACCCCGAAUCUGGGAACGUCCUCCACAUUUUAACCCACAAGCGAAUUCUCAAAUUCCUGUAUAUAUUUAGAGCCACGAUCCCAACGCCACAAUUUCUGCAGAGGACAAUUGAAGAAGCGGGAGUCGGGACAUUCAGAGACAUCGCCACCAUACAGGAGACGGCCACCGUGUACGACGCUUUAUCCAUUUUUGUGGAGAGACGAGUAUCUGCUCUGCCUGUGGUGGAUGAAAAUGGUAAGGUAGUGGCUCUUUACUCAAGAUUUGAUGUGAUAAAUCUGGCAGCACAGAAAACCUACAACAACCUGAGCAUGAGCAUGAAGGAGGCGUUGAGGAGACGGCGCUGUUUCGCCGAGGGAGUUAUUAAGUGUUAUCCUGACGAAACGUUGGAGACUGCUGUCGACAGAAUCGCUAAUGCAGAGCCAGUUUGAUAACAUGACAAUAUCCAAAAACUGACCAAAUUUACAUAAUAUGUUCAUAAUUAUAUAAAUUAUAAUAGCAGGAUUAGUCCGUAUUAACACAUUUAGGUUGAAAAUACAGCUAUUAAAUCCUUCUCUUGGUACAGUUCUGCCUUCAACCUUUGAGAGGCGGAGCUUAAAGGCUAGCACGCAUUUUUUCCGUAGGAGCUUCGCAUGUUAACAUCGGAGUUAUAACGUAUGAGUUAACACUCGGAAAUACGCCAGAAGAAUCUAUUUCUUCCCCAAUAAAAACGUUAGAUGUUUUGAAAUCUCGUAUAUGAACUGACCAGAUGGAAGCCCCGCCCCCUUUAUUGCUUGACUAACCUCGACACUACGUCAUUUUCUAGUGUUUUUAAGCUUUAAUGUUAUCAACAAGCUAGCCAGCUGACUGCGUUACAGCUUUAACAAGCGAAUAUUUUUGUACGUUGAGUGAUAUCAUCUAAAGCAAAUACUCACAGUACAUAUACAGUAUAAUUCAUUCCAAAUGAAAGAAGUGCUACUUUGUUUGCUGUGAGCGGCCAUUUUGAUUUUGAACUCGGAGUUGAGGUAGAAUAAUAUUUCGUCUCGACAUGAGACGUCGCGUCCUUCGCUUUCUGUCACGGUAAAUAACGAAUGUUUGGAGUUCGUUAAUGCGAAAUAAAAUCUAUCAAAGUAGGUUAACCUUAGCUAACAUUAGACACGUAUAUAGUUAACUUCAGCUAGCUAGAUUUAUUAAAGACGUCACGGAAGUUUAAUAAAUAAGAUUACACUUAAAUAAACAAACAAACAAAUAAAUAAAUAAGAACUUUAAACGUAAGAUUAAACAGGUUUACAACGUUUUCGUAAACACUUUCUGAUUAACUGUACGAAUUUUACGUAACUUUCUUUUUUAGAAUAGGUAGAAAGAAAGUGUUAGGGUUAGCGACGGUGUGUUAAAUGUGCUGCUGUCUGUCCUCGU
Pangasianodon hypophthalmus (striped catfish) is the source of this 1970-nucleotide messenger RNA. It is a transcript of the gene prkag3a, whose product is annotated as protein kinase, AMP-activated, gamma 3a non-catalytic subunit. Lineage: Eukaryota; Metazoa; Chordata; Actinopteri; Siluriformes; Pangasiidae. The transcript is spliced from 12 exons. The record is from RefSeq and is a predicted model, not a curated record. The coding region runs from base 101 to 1006 and encodes 301 amino acids.